AUGCUACAUGAUUGGAAGUUGGUUUCAGAUCGUAAUGUGGAUAUUUUGAAAAAGUCUUUUGUUUCGAUUUCUAAGGCUUUUGCGCGUUAUGGAAACAGAUCCAUCUAUAUAAGAGAUACAAUUCUCUUAUCUUCUGCUACUGCUUCUUCACUUGCUCUAGUGGCCAAAGGGCAUAAAAUGCAGAAACUUGCCUUGGAACAUGAAUACGUGACUAAUAUGAAAUUGCUUUAUGAUCAAGAUUUUGAUAGAUUUAAGGCAUAUGCAAUGCAAGAUUCACUUAUAACCUUGAUCCAUGCACUUUUCAUGAGUGAUUUUAUGUUUUCUUUAGGUGACACUAAAUUGCCUAUUACGCUUGGUGCUGUAUGUUCAAAAUACUUGAAAAAUAAAUGAUAUUUAGAUGGGUAUAAUGGACAUCAGCCGAAUGGCGAAUUCCUACUUGGACAUGCUCAGUCCAGUCAUACUCCUAAAGGAAUUAACUCAAUCGGUUUCGCCGCGGAAAAUGAAAACUUGUAUAUUGCAAGCUUUAGAGGUGGUCGUAAUGAAUGCUUUUUAUACGGUAUCGAUAGAGAUACUAAAUGGUUUGAUUAUGACCUUGCAUCUUGUUAUGCAACGAUUAUGUCGGGUAACGGAGACCCCGUUUAUGAAGAAUCUAUGGACGACGAACGUAUUGAAGAUAUGGAAAUCCCAUUAAGUAUGUUAGGUCAUCCUGAUUAUAAUAAAGCCCGCGUAAUUCACCCUUAUUCUGACCUUAGUCUCUAUGAUUGAAAACAAUCAUAUUCGGCUCUUAAGGUCAGAUUCAAAUUCCCUGAUACUGUGAAGUUUCCGCCUCUACCUGUAUAUUUAGACAAGACGAUAACUGUUUAUCCUUUAAGUGGUGUGUCGAUUGUAACUGGUGCUGAAUUCUUAAUUGCUAACAAGAUUCUUGAAAGCGCAUUAUUGAAAAUAGCAUCAUAUAACAAUGAAACGAUAGACUCCCUAAGGGAAAUUUAUUUCGUUGAGGUUAUUACAGGUAGCUACAUUCCUUUCAGACGAGAUGGUGAUGAGCUUUCAUACCAACCAUACCUUUCUACAAUCCGUGAAUUACAAAUUCAAAGAGCUCAAUAUAAAGCUUCUGAUGGGAAAGGUUCUGCUCGUGAACGUGUUUACAAAGAUUUGGGUAAUAUGAUAUACGGAAAAUCCGUGUGUGGUAUCUCAAACAAACGUAACUUCGAUUCGCGAACUGGUUUUAUGAAGUCCAUGAUUGGUGGUUCUUUAUCCAAUCCGAUUCUCGGAACUUGGAUAACAGGUCUAGUGCGAGCUCUGAUUGCAGAGUUAUUGCAUAUGAUUGACAUACUCGGCGGUAAAGUUUCUGCUUGUACAACUGAUGGUUUCACUUGUGAUAUUCCCGAACUGGAGGAAAAGAUCCUUGAAUACUAUGAAGAAAAUGGUAUCGAUGAUUCAUUCCUACUAGAUUAUAGAAGAUCCAGAAAUAUGCUGACUAAUGGAAAAGAUCCUAACGCUCUUGAAAUAAAGACUAAAACUUUAGGAUUAAUACAAUGGUCUACAAGAGGUCAGCUUUCAGUUAAUCAUUCUGAUCCUUCUUUGGAAAAUGACGAAAUUCCUAUAUCAGCUAUGACAGGUUUCCAGAAAUACCACUUUCCUCACGAGAAGAUCGUGGAUAGAGUUACUAAAGCUAUGGCUACAAAUAACAAAAUCUACUUCUUACAGAAAAGGUUAAGUGGUGCCAGAGACUUGGAACAAGUCUCCUUUAUGUCUUCAUUACGAAGAUUCAGAACUGUCUUUGAUUCUAAACGACAGAUCGUAGAGUCUGAUGGAAUGAUGCUCCAGACAAAACCUUGGGAGACGAAAGAAUCCGCAUUGUUAACAAGGUCCCUGAUGCGUCACUACAAUAGCCCUGUUUAUUCUGACAAAUUGUCAAAAAUGGUGGUCUAUGCUACAUCAUACUCUUCGAAAGAAGAAUUACUGAAGGUUUUCGUAAGACUGAUGUUGGAGUACUUAAAAUGGAAUCCUAGUCUAGAUGAAAAGUCUAAAUUAGCAGAUUUCAUGAUAGUACAUGGUACAGGAACCCGUUUUGCUUCUUCAAUGUAUGCUUGUCAUUACAUUGAUUCCUCGAUCCUUAAUCCUGGUGAAAUCAUGAGACCUAAUGAACAUCUCUUUUCACAUACAAUCGAAUCUAGAAAACUAGCAGAAAAAGUAAUCGGCAGAUUACCUGAAGUUUUCGAAAAAUUCCAUGGAAGAUUGCAAAAGGAUUUAAUUUGCUAG
Tuber aestivum (summer truffle) is the source of this 2262-nucleotide messenger RNA. Lineage: Eukaryota; Fungi; Ascomycota; Pezizomycetes; Pezizales; Tuberaceae. The record is from the annotation of a GenBank genome assembly.